This is a messenger RNA of Suillus clintonianus, 249 nucleotides long. RefSeq lists its product as uncharacterized. The transcript has a single exon. The annotation marks the transcript as partial. NCBI's taxonomy places the organism in Eukaryota, Fungi, Basidiomycota, Agaricomycetes, Boletales, Suillaceae. The record is from RefSeq and is a predicted model, not a curated record.
UGUGCCGUCUGUCUCGGAAGAAAUCCCCACCGCACUAUUGAAUGUUCAGCAACGCUCACAUGGGAUAGCAAGCACGACACCAUCGCCGAGCGUAUCAACAAGGCUCUAUGGACCAAAGAAGGCAAACAACUCUGCACAGCCUGGCAACGGGACGAAGGUUGCGAAAGCGCCAGACACGACUCCCGUCACGUUUGCUCAGGGUGCGGCGCUGUCACCCAUGGUGCCCAGCGCUGCCCUAGAGCGCAGAAG